This is a messenger RNA of Molossus molossus (Pallas's mastiff bat), 941 nucleotides long. It is a transcript of the gene C1QTNF1, whose product is annotated as C1q and TNF related 1. The record is from RefSeq and is a predicted model, not a curated record. The transcript has 5 exons. Gene Ontology annotation, molecular function: protein binding. Bases 71 to 805 code for a protein of 244 amino acids. Lineage: Eukaryota; Metazoa; Chordata; Mammalia; Chiroptera; Molossidae.
GAUGCUCUAAGCGGCGCCGGGAGAGCCCAGAGGCCGAGGGAGGACGCCGGCUGGAGGGCACUGCGCGACGAUGGGCGCCCUCGGACCGGGACUCGUGCUGGCCUGCUGCCUGCUGCUGGCCUCCGCCGGGGGUCCGGCGCUGGGCCGCGUGCCGCCUGGCCAGCAGGAACCUCCGCAGCAGGAGGGGACCAAGGAGCCGCUGCUGGGCCACACGGAGAGGGUGGAAGAAAAGCAUGACAAGUACAGCCCCAGGCAGGAUGAGGGACGCCCUGCUUCUCGGUGCUAUCGCUGCUGCGACUCGGCUGGCCCCGUGUACCCCGCCGUCCCGGUGCCACAGAUCAAUAUCACCAUCCUGAAAGGGGAGAAGGGUGACCGGGGAUACCGGGGCCUGCAGGGGAAAUACGGCAAAACAGGCGAAGCAGGCGCCCGGGGCCAUGUGGGGCCCAAGGGGCAGAAGGGCUCCAUGGGGGCGCCCGGGGACCGCUGCAAGAACCAGUACGCGGCCUUCUCGGUGGGCCGGAAGAAGCCCCUGCACAGCAACGAGUACUACCAGACGGUGGUCUUCGACACGGAGUUCGUGAACCUCUACGGCCACUUCAACAUGUUCACGGGCAGGUUCUACUGCUACGUGCCCGGCGUCUACUUCUUCAGCCUGAACGUGCACACCUGGAACCAGAAGGAGACCUACCUGCACGUCAUGAGGAAUGACGAGGAGGUGGUGAUCCUGUACGCCCAGGUCCCUCCGCCCCUCCGGGAGCCCUCCCUGGUGACCUCCGCUCUUGACCAAGGCCUCUGCCCUCCCUGAGCCUGGCCAAGGGCCUGGGCACACGUCCUCUGAAGGCGGUCUGCUGGUCAGACACUCGGACCCGUGCUUCCAUGGGCGUGCUACUGAGCAGGCGCCGGCUGCUGCUUCCUGCUGUCCCGCCGCUCUUUCGACAUUA